Molecule: messenger RNA, 5519 nt
Organism: Chinchilla lanigera (long-tailed chinchilla)
Lineage: Eukaryota; Metazoa; Chordata; Mammalia; Rodentia; Chinchillidae
Gene: Col13a1
Product: collagen, type XIII, alpha 1
Exons: 39
Coding region: 572-2755 (727 amino acids)
Source: RefSeq, a predicted model, not a curated record
GAGGAGGAGAAGGGAGGGGGCGGGAGAGAUUAGUUUGGGAAGUAGCACGGAUUGCUCAUCCGAUCCGUGCGGCCGCAGGGAGUGUGUCAAGUUACAGAGGCGCCGGAAUCGGCCCCAGCGCUCCUCGGCGGCGGCCGCGACCCACCUCUACCAGUGGGGCACUCCGCGCGCGCCCCUGCGCCCGGGGACUGAAACUGGCUGGCCCGGGGGACUCGAGACACCCAGCGGCACCGACUGCGCGGCACCAACGCGGGGACCCGGCACGCGCUGGAAGGGAAAGGCGCGCGGAGAGCUGGCCAGAUGCCCCCAACUUUCCUGGACUUGUAACGUUCUUCGAAAUAACUUUUUGCUCACUUCGUUGUACUCUGAUUUCCGCUGGUCGUGACUUUGGGCUUUCCCUCACCUACUGCUAAUUUUUCCGGUCCUCUUUGCACGGAGCAAAGGAAAGGGACGUUUGCCAGCAACACAAGUCCUUUCCCCUAACUCCGCAGUUUGGAUUGCUCCUUUUGGUAGCGGCUUUGGCUUUUAUUUAUUCUAUUUAUUUAUUUAUUGAUUCUCAAGACCCGAGGGGAUGGUGGCGGAGCGCGCCCGCAAAGCUGAAGCCGCUGGCGUCCGCUGCCCGGGGGAGCUAGGCGCGCCCGGUACGGUGGCGCAGGCGGAGCACUGCGCGCGGCUGCCUAGCCCAGGGGCGUGCGGGCUGCUGGCGCUGGCGCUGUGCUCGCUCGCGCUCAGCCUGCUCGCCCACUUUCGGACUGCGGAGCUGCAGGCCCGGGUAGUGCGCCUGGAAGCAGAGCGCGGGGAGCAGCAAAUGGAGACGGCUAUUUUGGGACGAGUCAACCAACUGCUGGACGAGAAAUGGCAACGCCACUCACGGAGGCGCCGGGAGGCCCCGAAGAUGUCUUCAGGAUGUAACUGCCCACCAGGACCUCCUGGCCCCACUGGAAGACCUGGGCUCCCUGGGGACAAAGGUGCCAUUGGGAUGCCUGGACGUGUGGGAGUGAAGGGUCCACCCGGCGAGAAGGGCUCCCCUGGAGAUGCUGGGAUGUCCAUCGUUGGUCCCCGAGGACCACCUGGCCAGCCGGGUACUCGGGGCUUUCCUGGAUUUCCGGGUCCCAUUGGGCUGGACGGCAAACCGGGCCAUCCCGGACCCAAAGGGGAGAUGGGCCUGAUGGGUCCCCGAGGACAGACGGGACUUCAAGGACAAAAAGGAGAAAAGGGCCAGUGUGGCGAGUACCCACACCGGCUGCUGCCUCUCCUCAAUUCAGUGCGGCUGGCUCCACCCCCAGUCAUAAAAAGGCGGACUUUCCAGGGUGAGCAGGGCCAGGCUGGCAUCCAAGGCCCACCAGGGCCACCAGGCCCCCCUGGACCAAGUGGACCUCUGGGGCACCCAGGACUACCAGGGCCCAUGGGGCCACCCGGCUUACCUGGGCCUCCAGGACCGAAGGGAGACCCAGGGAUCCAGGGCUUCCACGGCCGGAAGGGAGAGCGGGGCAUGCCAGGGAUGCCGGGCAAGAAUGGAGCCAAGGGGGCUCCUGGGACCACCAUGGCUGGGAUGAAGGGUGAGCCGGGGACCCCAGGAGCCAAGGGUGAGAAGGGGGCUGCCGGCUCCCCUGGCGUCCCCGGCCUCCUGGGACAGAAGGGAGAGAAGGGUGACACUGGCAACUCCAUUGGAGGAGGCAGGGGGGAGCCAGGCCCUCCAGGGCUCCCAGGACCCCCUGGCCCAAAGGGAGAAGCAGGUGUUGAUGGCCAGGUUGGCCCCCCAGGACAGCAAGGAGCCAAGGGGCAGCCAGGAGCAGCCGGACAACAGGGACCAGCUGGCCCCAAGGGCUCCAAGGGAGAACCCGGGAAAGGAGAAAUGGUGGAUUACAAUGGAAACAUCAGUGAGGCUCUCCAGGAGAUCCGGACACUGGCCUUGAUGGGACCUCCUGGUCUUCCCGGGCAAAUCGGCCCACCUGGAGCCCCAGGGAGUCCAGGCCAGAAGGGGGAGAUUGGACUACCAGGCCCUCCAGGACACGAUGGGGAAAAGGGACCUCGUGGCAAACCAGGAGACAUAGGCCCCCCUGGUCCCCAAGGACCCCCAGGAAAGGAUGGGCCUCCAGGAAUGAAGGGAGAGAUUGGAUACCCAGGGAGCCCCGGAGAAAAAGGGGAAACUGGACAAGCAGGCUCACCGGGUCUAGACGGCCCAACUGGGGAGAAAGGAGAACCAGGUGACCAAGGGAGGCCCGGAGCAACAGGAUUGCCUGGCCCCAUCGGGCUUCCAGGAUUUACAGGUGAAAAAGGAGAAGCCGGGGAGAAGGGUGACCCGGGAGCAGAGAUUCCUGGGCCACCAGGGCCAGAGGGGCCUCCUGGACCUCCGGGGCUCCAAGGUCUACCUGGACCAAAGGGGGAAGCAGGACUAGAUGGAGCAAAAGGAGAGAAGGGUGUCCAGGGAGAAAAAGGAGACCGAGGGCCUCUGGGAUUACCCGGAGCUUCAGGUUUGGACGGCAGGCCGGGGCCACCGGGUACCCCAGGACCAAUUGGCAUUCCAGGCCCCGCAGGACCAAAGGGCGAGAGGGGCAGCAAAGGAGAUCCAGGGAUGACAGGACCAACGGGAGCAGCUGGGCUUCCUGGUUUACACGGACCACCCGGGGAUAAAGGAAACCGGGGACAUCGAGGUUUUAAAGGAGAGAAAGGGGAACCGGGGUUACCAGGGCUGGACGGACUGGAUGCCCCAUGCCCAUUGGUAUGGCAUCGCCCUGCCUGCCUGCAUGGCUGACUUGGGUGUCUCAUGUGUGUGGUUUAGGCCCUUGUGCUUUCUGUUCCACCUACCCCGCCCCCGUUUGCUGCUUCUUCCCUCCAUGGACACUGAGGGUCACCUGCCUAGGACUGUGAGGGCUCCCAGCACGCGGCCCUCUUGCAUGCAAAAUUUGCUGGGUGUUUUCUUGGCUUCCCCCUCUAGCUGCUUCUGAUUCACCUCACCUUGGUCUCCUAGCCCCCAAGCAAGCUUUGACUGCUUCUGACCCUUCAAGGCACUUCUGACACCAGAGAUAAACUAGGUCAGGCUCACAGAAGCAUGACUUCCUGCCCUCCAUGCCUUGCAGUUAGGGCAGAACGCGCCUGUCCAGCACCUACCAAGCCAUUGGGAUGAGUGCCUGUUACCCUCCUCCCUGCCCCCCGCAUCUCACGGCUCGGCUGUGGACAGGUGGGCAUGUUCUAGACACAGGGUAAACUGAGGAGUUCGAGAAGCAAGGUGAGAAAGGAUGUACCCUUUCUGUUCUUCCAGACUGGGUCCUGGGUCACCGCCCAGAGGACACCAUGAAAACUAGGGGACAGUCCAAGACCAGGUGUCAGAUCCUAGAGAGCUUAUUCUCCUUGCUUAAGUCCCAGAAGACAUAUGGGACCAUCGCUUGGUCCUUCCUACACCCCCGGGUGGCUCCCCACGCAAGAGUCUGGAAGGGAUGGGAAGGUGGAGAACACAGUUAAGUGGGGGGCAAGGACACCUCUUGCAGCCAUGUCCUAGGCUGAGAGGUAGCAGAUGGCUCCUUCCCGGCCCAGUCCCUCUCCAGGUGCAGAUGCUUUAGAGCUCCUUAUGAUCCUCUUAGCUAACUGCAAGAGAAGCAGAAAGUGACACUUUGCUCCAAGGGGAGCGGUUCCGAAGCUCCUACUCACCCAGAAGGGUUGGGGUUCAGGAACUAUUUUUGUACCAGACUUCCCAGCCUCACUCUGGGGUGACUCAAGAAUUGAGUAGGAGGGAAAACAGUAUAAGAAAAUGUGGACUCCUCCCCUGAGCCCCUAGGUCUGCUCUGCCUCUGCCCUGGGACCUGCAGUUGUGGGAUCUGGCUGCCUUGCUAGUAGAUGGGACCAGGGCCUUUGGAGGCCCAGCAUGUGGGUGACCUUGGAGCCCCCUUGAAGGGCACUGGGGCCUGUGUAGGCCCCACACAGGACAAGCACAUGGAGGAGCAUGCCUCCUACCCCACUGGCUGCCUGGGACUGACCCGCCCUGCAGGCCGCACGAGCACACUUCUCAGCCGCAGGUGUCAGAGCACCUGUCUCCAUGAAUCCCCACCGGCCUCCCUGGGCCACAUCCUCUCCCACCUUUGAGCACCUUCAGUUCUGUGCCACCACCUCAGCCUCCCUGCUUCUCACUGCAUGUGACCUUCCCUUCUCUGCCUGCCCGCCUCCUCUGCUCCUGCCACCAGUGGGAAUGCCCUGUGGCCCGUGGAGGCUCCUCUCCCUCCCAGAGACUAUGAAGAGUGUGUCAAAGCACAGCGGGCUGGAAAGAGGGCAGAGGGCCACCAGGACACUGUGGGAUGCACCAGAUACCUGUGCAGUCCCUUCCCCGGCCCAUGGGGAGAUAAAGGUCAUUCCUUCACGCAAAGUGACGUUUUCUCUGGCAGCAUCCCAUAGCAAUGUGCCAUUUGUCUUAAUUUUCCAUGGAAGGAUCCAUAGCUUACCUUUGUUAUGUCUCAUUCUGCCUCCUGCAUUGUAUUCUUAGGAACUUGGGGGGCAGGGGAGCUAUUGAUGACUUUUAGUACAAGAGAACUCCACGUCUCCCCCCUCAUGUCUGGCCAGCACCUGCUGAAGGCCAAGUGACGAGGGGGGACAGGUGUCUGGUGUGGGUGGGGAAGAUGGUCCGGGCAACAGAGGAUGCCUGGUUGGCCUCCCUCCUUUUAGAACUGAGCACUGGCUCCUCCCCUGAGCCCCCAGGCCUGCUCUGGCCCUGCCCUGGGGCCUGCAACCCUGGGGUCUGGCUGCCUUGCUAGUAGAAGGGACUGAGAACCUGACUCUGCCCUUGGUUCAGCCUUGCCUGCUAAGCCAUUGCUAGGCUCCCCUGGGGUGUGCCAGAGAGGACAGGAUAGUAGGUCAAGAGAACAUAGGAAGGUUCCAUCACCGUGGGCACAACAUCCUGAGGCUACAGGGUGCUCUGCAGUUACCCCAAAUCAUGCGCAGCUAUAGCCCCACCCUGCUCCUCUGCUCCCAAAUUCCCAGCCAUGUCUGAGGCCUGGCCAGAUCCUUGUCCUCUCACUGAAGGCAUCCCUGGGACAUGUUCCAGUACCGCUGAAUGCCUGUCCCUUUUUGUUCCCAACCCCCACCCAGGACUGACCAUCCCUGGGACUGUCUAGAUGUCCUCCUCCCAUUCAGGCUGGCUGAGAGGGUCACUGACUGCUGCCUCUGCCAAGACUUUGCAGCAGGAGAAACAGAGGCUGGCCAAGUGCUGGGUGACAAGCAUCCAGCACACCACAGAGCAGCGACUGCCCCCUCCUGGCCCUCCAAGACAUCUGUGCUCGCUAAUCCUGCAGGCUAGGACGGCCCCCUCUUGGCCUUAGCUGCAGCCACAUGAGACCUUAGAGAGGGGGAAACAGCAGCAUCUGUCUCCCACCCGCUUCCAAGGGUUUUGACCUGGAACAGAGAAAAAAAAAUAGACAGUGGUGGGUGGGCCAGACCCAACAAGCUGCCAAAAUGUUUGUGGGCCUUGUCAACCCUGCCCUGCCUGCUUGGCGGACCAAGCCAAGAGUCUCAAUGUUCUGCCUCCCUUCCUC